CGACGAAAUUCUGACCGACGUCGAUGUUUUCAUGGCACUUUUAUAAAUAAACUAAAUCUAUUUUAGAAAAAAAGCUUAUACAACAAACCAUGACCGCACAUUAAGACAUUUGGUUAUAGUGAUAAAAGAAGACUUUAAUAAAUAAAUAUGUUCUGUAAAACUAUUAAACCAUCAAUGGUUUUGAUAUUUAUUAUUUUAUAGUUUGUCCCUAAACAUAAAAAGUGUUAUGUGUGAAAGAAUUGACGAUGUUCUGAGAUAACAAAUAGUUAUAACGUGCACGAUGCGUGUAAAUUUACGUAAAUUUAUUAUAUUUUUCGGUUGUUUCAUAUUACUAUGGGUGGUUGUGUCGUUUUCAUCUUCAUACGUUCCCGUUUACAAAUCGAGGAACAGCGUUACAGAAUUAGAAGUAGAAAUAGAUAGAUUGGAAAGUAAAAUGCAGAGUCAGCUGAGUGAUACGUAUGACUUACUGCAAAAAGUUAAAACACAUUUAAAAAAGACUGAAGAGAAAUUAAGUGAGAGCGAAGAGUCUGCUGUGAAUAAAGUAGAUAUUAUCCAGAAUACUAGACAACCACUAUUGCCAAUACUAGUGAUCGCCUGCGACAGGGUCACCGUGAAGAGAUGUUUAGACAAUUUAGUUAAAUUCAGGCCAAAUAAAGAUAUCUUCCCAAUUAUAGUUAGUCAGGACUGCGGUCACAAUGAAACGUACAAAGUCAUCAAAUCAUACACAGAUAGUGAUCCUAGUAUAACAGUGGUGCGUCAGCCGGAUCUGUCGGAGAUACCUCUGCCGCGUCAGAAAGUUAAAUUCAAGGGUUACUACAAGAUAGCCAGACACUACCGAUUCGCUUUGAAUCAUGUUUUCGUCGAAAUGGAUCAUGAGGCUGUGAUUAUUGUAGAAGAUGAUCUGGACAUUUCACCGGAUUUUUUCGAGUACUUCCUGGGAACAUAUCCUCUACUUUUCCAAGAUCCUAGUAUUUGGUGUAUAUCCGCAUGGAACGACAACGGUAAGAAGGCACUCAUCGACCUAUCAAGACCUGAACUUCUUCAUAGGACAGAUUUCUUUCCGGGCCUAGGCUGGCUCCUUAGGAAGGAUACCUGGCUUCAAUUAGAACCUAAGUGGCCAGAAGCAUUUUUCGACGACUGGCUCCGUAAUCCAGAAAAUACGGACGGCCGAGCGUGUAUACGACCGGAAAUAUCAAGAACAUAUAGUUUUGGGAAGGUAGGCGUCAGUAAAGGACUGUUCUUUGACAUGCAUUUGAGGUAUAUGCAACUUAACAUGGAAUUUGUGGAGUUUACAAAACUGAAUCUAACAUAUUUGAUAAAGGAUACAUACGACAAGACACUGACAUCUCUAGUGUACAGUCUACCGGAAAUGUCCGCAGAGGAAGCCAUGUCUGGGUCGGGAACGGAACCCGCAGUCAGGGUGUCAUAUUCCACCGCUAAGACUUACCAACGAGCUGCCAAGAAGUUGGGGCUUAUGGAUGAUUUUAGGAGUGGUAUCCCCAGGACAGCAUAUCGAGGCAUAGUGUCGUGUUUUAUAAAGGACCGACGAGUCUACCUCGCUCCGAGCUACACGUGGACCAAAUACGACCCGAGUUGGGGAUAAUGGAGGAUAUAAACAUUUUUCUAUGCAUUUAUUAAAAAAGUUAGCAAAAUUAAAUACUAUCCACAUGAGAUUGUUUUGUUUACUUUUUCUGUGUAUAAAAAAAAAAGACCCGAAUUGGAGAUAUUGAACGAUAUAAGAACUUUUUGCUAUGUAUUUAUUUAAAAAAAAAUAAUUAAAAACUACCCUCGAAUGAGA
Melitaea cinxia (Glanville fritillary) is the source of this 1798-nucleotide messenger RNA. RefSeq names its product alpha-1,3-mannosyl-glycoprotein 2-beta-N-acetylglucosaminyltransferase (gene gly). The record is from RefSeq and is a predicted model, not a curated record. Gene Ontology annotation, molecular function: alpha-1,3-mannosylglycoprotein 2-beta-N-acetylglucosaminyltransferase activity. Lineage: Eukaryota; Metazoa; Arthropoda; Insecta; Lepidoptera; Nymphalidae. Gene Ontology annotation, cellular component: Golgi apparatus. Bases 281 to 1603 code for a protein of 440 amino acids. Gene Ontology annotation, biological process: protein N-linked glycosylation. The transcript is spliced from 9 exons.